Molecule: messenger RNA, 1648 nt
Organism: Drosophila busckii
Lineage: Eukaryota; Metazoa; Arthropoda; Insecta; Diptera; Drosophilidae
Gene: Mtl
Product: ras-related C3 botulinum toxin substrate 1
Exons: 5
Coding region: 234-821 (195 amino acids)
Biological process (GO): small GTPase-mediated signal transduction
Molecular function (GO): GTPase activity; GTP binding
Source: RefSeq, a predicted model, not a curated record
UGCCGAUGAAACGAAAAUACAGAUUAACGCUGCCAAUUGAAUUUUAAUUUAUUUAUAAAAAUAACAAAAGAAUAGUGUAAAAAGUAGAUUAAAUUGUGGCGCAUGUGUCGAUGCACCAACAGUGAUAUAAGCAAAGUACAAAAUACAUUCUCUUUUCCAUUUCGCUUGCGGAUAUUUAUUCAACCGCAGACAAAGGAUAGUUAACAACGCAAGCACACAGUCACGACUCGACGAUGUCAACCGGAAGGCCCAUAAAAUGUGUCGUCGUUGGUGACGGCACUGUUGGAAAGACUUGCAUGCUAAUCUCCUAUACAACAGACAGUUUUCCCGGUGAAUAUGUGCCUACAGUUUUUGAUAAUUACUCCGCACCCAUGCAAGUGGACACGAUACAAGUAUCGCUGGGCUUGUGGGAUACAGCUGGACAGGAGGACUAUGAUCGCCUGCGACCGCUUUCCUACCCACAGACAGAUGUUUUCCUGAUAUGCUACAGCGUGGCGAGCCCCUCGUCGUUUGAAAAUGUCACAAGCAAAUGGUAUCCGGAGAUAAAACAUCACUGCCCCGACGCGCCCAUUAUAUUAGUUGGAACAAAAAUCGAUUUGCGUGACGAUCGCGAGACAUUGAGCGGUCUGGCCGAACAGGGCCUGACGCCGCUUAAGCGCGAGCAAGGUCAGAAGCUGGCAAACAAAAUACGAGCUGUGAAAUACAUGGAGUGCUCCGCCUUGACGCAGCGUGGCCUAAAGCAAGUGUUUGAGGAAGCGGUACGCGCAGUGUUGAGGCCAGAGCCAUUAAAGCGACGCCAGCGAAAGUGCUUAGUUAUGUGAAGAAGACGUGGCUUACUUGCAGAGAAUACUCGACACACCACACAGACACCAAUGGAGAACGCCCUCAACUACCUAAGCGUAAACAAAUCAACUGGAAAUUGUUUGAUUCAUUGAGCAACAUUAAUUUAUAUCUGUUUAAGUUGAAAACAACUCGAAUAUGUUUAAUUUUCAUGUAGGCCGCAUGGCACAAACACUACGACUCCCUCCCGUUAGAGCUAAACAAACAAGAACAACAACAGAAAUCUUUAUAAUUCGAAAAAACAGCUACUCAUGUAUGGAAAUCUAGUCAAUUGAAUCGAAUGUAUUGUACUAACUAUAAACAGUAACAAGAGAGAGUAACAGUAACAGGGCAAAGACAGCUUCGUAAAAGAAAAAUAUAAACAUUGGUUUCGCAUAUCAGUGCUAAAAUGUAUGAAUAUUUAAGCAUUUUCCUAAUUUCUUCAUUAAAUGUAUUAUAAUUAUGUAGCCAAGACGUUUCCUAAUUUAAACAAUAACCAAACCACUUGACGCUGAGUUCUUUAAAGCAUAUAUAAAUCAUUUUCAUGCUAAAAUCAUCUUAUUUUUUUCGAAAAUUUUAAAAACUGUUGAUUAUUAUUUGUAUAUUAACUUAUUUAUUGUCCUAACUAUAUGAAUGCAAAGUUUAUACAUUUAUGUUUUAAGUAGCGCAAAAAAGAAAGCAGAAAGGGAAAGGCAAACUGCAUUUAAAUGUGACUUGACUCGAAUCAAAACAAAACAACAAAACAACAUAUAAAUAUAGUAAUAAAAACCAAGCACAGCAUUUUCUAAACACAACGGUUAGAGCAGAAUUAAGACCAGAACAAAAGAAC